CUCAACAACUACCUGAAUCACACCAUGGCCAGCCUGUCUGCGAGCGUGCUGGUGUUGGCCUGUGAAACGUCUAGCAAACUAGUAUGCAUAUCGCUGGUCGGCAGCAGCAAGGAGUGGAGCGUUUCCAUGCCCGAUACCGAGGAGAUCCUGUGCGUCACGGCGGGCAGCGACGUCGUCGCGUGUGCGACUAACGCGAGGUUGCUGCGGCUGUUCACGCCAAUGGGCACGCAGAGACAGGUCUGAUGAUGCUUCGACUUCAAGGGUAAAAACGAAUAAAACCACAGAUUGUAUACGAGGAACACCGCCAAAAUAUGGCUACAGCAACAUAGAAAUGACUCCACGAAAAAAAAAACUUGUAAAAAAGUUGCAGCGAACACAGUGUUUGUUAUCAUCACUCUCAAAAACAUCCGUCGAUUUGGACAAAUUAGAUUCCGAUUUUCUGAAAAAUGUUGUAUCAGACUCUCUGAAAAAUCAAGCCCGGAAACCUAGAGGCAAGCGAUGGAAUUUAAUUAACAAAAUUUCUGCUGUACUUUCAUAAAGUAUCUUCUGUAAUGCUAGAUCCAAAACAAAAACAUAAAAUGAAAGUGAAAUAUGCCGCUCAAACUCUAAGUAAUACUUUCGCAGCUAUUCUAAAGAUGAUUGCAGAAAAAUAUGAAGACACAGAGUACGGAAAAGAAGUGGCACAAACAUCCGAGGUAGUACGGGACCUUAAUAAUUUAUUUGAUUCUACUAAUGGCCCAUCAAACCCAAAAGAUGUAAUAAAGGGACGAAGACAAAAUGUGUCUCGUAAAACCAAUCACAUAGAAAUCUGGAAUAGUUUUUUGAAAAAGCUGAAGUCAAUGGAGUUCAUGAAAUCAGAUAGCAGGUUAAGAUUAAAAAGAGUCAGAUGCGUGGAAGGUUAUAUUGUAACCAUAAAUUCGCUUAAAGAUAUCUGGUGUUAUUGUAAGGAUCAAGGAUUUAACUAUUUGAAUUUACGCUCACUGAAUCAAGACGCUCUUGAAAACCUAUUCGGACUUAUACGACAGAAUAGCCCUACAAAUCGAAAUCCUACCUGCACACAUUUUGUAAGUGCAUUGAAAUCAAUUCAUAUUUCUGGAAUGAAUGCACCACAUAACCGAGGAUCUAAUUGCGAAGAAGAUUUGAACAAGUUAUUGCUUGUCAAUCCAUUAUGCCAACAUGAUGUUGAUGGUGAUGAGAAACUCACAUCAAUGACUACCAAUGAAGAAGAAGAAUAUCCUGUUUUAAUGAUACCUGAAAAUGAAUUAGAGGAGCAAAUUGAAACAGAUUUAACAGACAUAGAAAAUCAACCUAUUGUAUAUUUAAGCGGUUACAUAGCUUAUAGACUGUUGAAGAACGUAAGCUGUCAAAUGUGUUCUAAUUUGCUGAAACUGGAAGAUGUUACAGAUCACCCAAUGUAUAAAUUUAUAAGCUUGCGGGAGUGGUGGCAAGAAAAGAAAUCAUUAACGUACCCAUCUAUCCAGCUGUGUCGUACAAUUGAGGAAGCGAAAAACUAUUUUGAAAAAAAUAGUCAUUUAUUAUAUGAAGAAAAUGUCGGGCAAAUGUUUUGCACACUCUUUGCGGCAAACAUUAACAUAACCUGGUGGACAUGUAAGGAACAUGAGGAUUUCAUGAAAAAACAAUUAUUUUGGCUUGUGACCAAAAUCUUAAUUAGAAGACAGUGCCAAAUAUUAAAUUCGGAUAUUAUUAAAACAGAAGAAAUUUCUGCGAACGCUGCAAAGAUAGCUCAACUAAGAAGCGCUGCAAAAUAAUAUAUGUAAUAACGAGUAUGCAAUAUCAAUUCCACGCGGACGAAGUCGCGGGCAACACCGCGACUUCGUCCGCGUGGAAUCUUAUCUUCAACAUUUUACAUCUUUAGUACCUAUAAUUUUCAUAUCCAAGCAAUGUUGACAUUUUUUAGCAAGUUGUAUGAAGUUUUAAGUCAAGUGGAUUUUGAUGUUGGUUGCUGAAAUUACUUUUCUUGUAUUCUCAUAAUAGGUACCUAUGCCCUUAUACAAAGAUUCAAGUUCCGCAUUCCGCACUCACUAAAUAUCUGAUCUCCAUACAAACUUUCAACCCCUUUUUCACCACCUUAGGGGAUGAAUUUUCAUAAAUGCUGAAAUGAGUUUUCUUGUAUUUUAAUUUAAAACGUUUUUACAAAGUUUCAAGUUCCUUGCUUAAAAUAAAAUUUGCACCCGCAGACAAACUUCCAUCCCCUUUUUAACCUCCUUAGGGGUUGAAAUUCCAAAAACGUUGCAAUCACUUUUUUUUGCAAUCGGCUAUUAUGCCUUUCUAAGAAGUUUCAAAACCAUUUGUAAUGGAUUCAAACUUUCAACCCCUUUUUAACCCUGUUAGGGGAUGAAUUUUACAAAACGCUGAAAUUACUUUUCCUGUCUUCUAAUAAUAUCCCUAAAUACAAAGAUUCAAGUCCAACACUCGAAAAAAUGUUUGAUAUCCAUACAAACUUUCAACCCCUUUUUCAUCACUUUAGAGGUUGAAUUUUCAAAAACGCUGAAAUUAGUUUUCUUGUAUUUAAAUAAUAUAUCUUUCAACGAAGUUUCAAAUUCGUAGCUCAAAAGAAAACUUUAACCCCAUACAAAUUUUACGUUCAUAACAUAAGCGUAUUGUAAUAAUAAACUAUCUGUAUCAUAUCUUUAAUAUGUUAAAUAAAAUUAUUUUUAUA
Molecule: messenger RNA, 2680 nt
Organism: Cydia fagiglandana
Lineage: Eukaryota; Metazoa; Arthropoda; Insecta; Lepidoptera; Tortricidae
Exons: 3
Coding region: 552-1769 (405 amino acids)
Source: RefSeq, a predicted model, not a curated record